CAACUGUUCAAAUGGAUCAUGGCGAACCCCAGCCGUCAUUUAAGGGCAUCUCAGCCGCAUAUGCCAAAGCCAAGGUCGAAAAGGAGAAGCAAGAAGCCCAGGCCUUGAAGUCAACAUCGGCAGAUGCAGGGGAAGAAGCCAAUAGAGCUGGCGAAGUGCAUUUUAAAGCUGCGCAUGGCAUCGUAAUAGCUUUCUUUACUUGGAUACUAAUACUACACAUUCUGGGCAUCUAUCUUUUCACCAGCGGUUUCCUUCUUACGCGACUGGUGUUGGACCACAAGUCUGAAUGCGCAUCACCGCCCAUCGAUAGCCCCCUCUCAUAUAUUUCGGGCUCCUCCGAACCAGGAUGCUGGCAUCCAAAAACGUUUGACAAAGCCAUUGUAAUAUUAGUCGAUGCCCUUCGUUACGAUUUCACCAUUCCCUUUCCCGCCGAUGGGGCCGACGAAACAGCACAUCAAUUUCAUAACGCUAUCCCGGUGCUGUACGAGACAGCGGUCAAUCAACCCAACAAUGCCUUCCUUCUCCCUUUCAUCGCAGACCCUCCUACGACCACAUUGCAGCGACUCAAGGGUCUUACAACGGGGACAUUGCCUACAUUUAUCGAUGCUGGAUCGAAUUUUGCAGGCACCGCUAUUGAAGAGGACAAUCUAGUGGCGCAGCUGAAGAAUGCCAGCAAAAGAAUCGUUCAUAUCGGAGAUGACACCUGGCAUGCGCUCUUCCCUGGGUAUUUUGAACCAAACCUUACGAGACCCUACGACUCAUUCAAUGUGUGGGAUUUACAUACCGUCGACAAUGGUGUCACCGAGCAUGUUUUCCCCCUCAUGCAUCCCUCAAACACGAGCAAGUGGGAUGUGGUCAUUGGCCACUACCUUGGGGUUGAUCAUGCAGGACAUCGCUAUGGACCCGAUCACCCUGCUAUGAACGCGAAGCUCAGUCAGAUGGAUGGUGUCAUUCGCCAGAUGAUUGAGGCACUGGAUGACAACACCCUUCUUGUCGUUAUGGGAGAUCAUGGUAUGGAUGCAAAAGGAGAUCAUGGCGGUGAAUCAGACGACGAGAUUCAAGCUGCGCUGUGGAUGUAUACUAAGCAGCCAGCGUUUGGACGAAGCUCUUCAGACUACAUACAUCCUCCGGCUACCGCAAAGGAGAGGCCAGUCGCACAGAUCGAUCUUGUCCCUACAUUAUCUCUUCUACUUGGAAUGCCCAUCCCCUUCAACAACCUCGGUAAACCUAUCGAAGAAGCUUUCAUUGGCGCAAGCGGCGAUGAUUAUCAAAAUCUUGCAAUUGUCAAUCGCCUGACGGCUGCCCAAAUACAUCGCUAUCAGCACGAGUAUGCUCUGGCGCGCGGCAUCGAGGAGAGCACUCGGAUGAGUUCUCUUGCACUCUGGACUGCUGCGCAUGCUGCCUGGGAUAUGGCCAACACUACAGCUCACCAAGGCCAUUUUCAGUCAGUCUACUCCGCUUUCUCGGCCUACCAACAAGAGACGCUCAGUAUCUGUCGUGGGCUCUGGGCCCGCUUUGAUGUCCCCAGAAUGCUCAAUGGUGUUAUGAUACUGUUGUCUACGCUUGUAGUCCUUGCCAUCUACUCUCGAGGCACGGCGGGUGAUCAAACAGAGCUAACCCCGGCAUUGCUCAUCCACGGAGGAAUGGGCACAAUCAUUGGCGUUCUUGUAGGCUUCGGGGCUACCUUCGCUCUUACCUCCUUUGCGAAAGAGCACGUGCUUAUCUGUGCAGCAGUAGUUGGGGGUAUGACGGGCGUCUCAUCUGCAUUCUGGCGCAUCAGAAGUAGGCUUUUCUUACCAUUUCCUACGACCAUCUGGGGCUGGAUGAGUGUCGGCUUUACUCUUCUUCUAUCCAUUGGUUUUGCUGCAAACUCGUUCACCAUCUGGGAAGAUGAGAUCCUCCUUUAUUUCCUUUGUACAUUUGGUGUGGUUGCAGCCCUUUCGUCCUUUCGGCAAAAGGCCAUUGCCGAUCGAGCAUUGGGUUGCUAUCACUCGAUUCUGUUCAUCAUCUUAACCCGGAUGGCUUCUCUAUCUCGUCUGUGUAGGGAGGAGCAGAUGCCGUACUGCAAGUCUACGUACUAUGCCUCAGCCAAUUCUUCCACUUCUGCCACAUGGCAACUGGCCAUACCGUACGUGGUUGCACUCCUUAUACCUGUUUUUAUACGAGGUUACUACGAAGGCACACGAUCAUACCAAGGAUCUGCAAUCAUGUGGCUGAACUUGGCCCUUCGCUUUGGCCUACUUUUAAGCGCUGCUUUCUGGACCAUGGAUGCUGCCGAUGACGGUGAUUGGUACCCCUGGCUGGGUGAAACGUUGAAAACAUCCAAGAUCGUUGUUGCUAUAAUCACUUUCGCCAUUUCCCUCGGAUUCGGUUACUCCACAUUCAUUUGGUCAAAACCUCUUUUGGAGAUAGAGAAUCGAGCUGCAACCAGCACCUCUAACGUCGCCACUAACAAUGGGCGCACAUCUAUCACUAUUCUUGGGUAUGCCAAUGUGCAUGGGUCUCGAUACGCCCUCCUGAUCACCGUUUGGUACCUGGCCAUUGCACUCGUGCAGAAGCCGAUGGGAGCAGGCGCGCUUGCGUUAGCAAUGUGGCAGAUAUUUUCACUCUUUGAGAUCAUCGAUACCAAUAAACUCUCCGACAGCCCUAUCGGUCCGGUCAUUCUGGGAUUAUUGGGCUCGUUUCAUUUCUUCAAGACCGGCCACCAAGCGACUUUGGCAAGUAUCCAAUGGGAAACGGCGUUCAUCCCUCUUCGUACUAUUCGCUAUCCAUGGUCACCACUUCUUGUCAUCCUUAACCACUUUGGCGCUCAGAUACUCUGUGCCGUUGCCGUCCCCGCACUUGUGCUGUGGAAACAGCCGCCCAAGAAGAAGGGAUUGUUAGGAGACGUCGCCAAGGCCGUAGGUACCCACCUGCUCUUCUACGCCACGAUCAACCUGGCGACGACGAUGUGGGCUGGCCAUUUGAGGAGACAUUUGAUGCUUUACAGAAUCUUUAGCCCUCGAUUCAUGGUCGGCGGCGCGGCAUUGCUCGUCGUGGAUUUGUUCUGUAUAUUCGUAGCGAUUGCGGGGACGAGGAUCAGUAUUUCGAGCUCAGCCGAAGUUUUUGGGUUUCCCGGUUGAAGAAUGGGGGGCAAUCUCAUUCGACGUAAAUGUUUAUCUCAAUCAUGCACCGUUGAUUUAUCAUCAGAGGUCAUGUUCAUACUACCCCUUUCACAAUGUAUAAAAUUUACUGAACCCGACUGUCUGUCCCUUUGCUUCUUGCUCAUCAAAAUGUCCAUGUACUAUACCAUAAUCAUAUACUUCUGUUGUUAUACUCUUGACUCGGGGGGGCUACAUCUUGAAUUAUUAUUAAUUUGGAUUUGGAUUUUGGGAUUACAACAAUACAUAGACCAAAAAAACGAGCAAUAACUAAAAAAUUUCAUCUUGAAUUCAAUGGUGUCCAGGCAGACAUACCACUUUGAAAUAACCAUCCCGCUAUGCUGCAUGAUGCAAUACCCUGACAAGUCAGAAACAAUCAUGUGCCCUUGGUUAGAUGAAUAGGUUGCACACAGCGGUACAGCGAGAGACAUCAAAGGCGCGUACAUCAAGACAGUAAACA
This is a messenger RNA of Periconia digitata, 3600 nucleotides long. The record is from the annotation of a GenBank genome assembly. Lineage: Eukaryota; Fungi; Ascomycota; Dothideomycetes; Pleosporales; Periconiaceae.